CGCACGCACGGAUCAUGACUGAGGCUGGUCCAGCGCCUCAAGAGGUUGACGCUACUCUGAAUGUUGGCGCUGUGUUGGGAGUGUCGGGCCUGAGAUUUUGAUUUGUUUCUCUUGAUGGAGACAAUGCAACACAGUGAAGCAACGCUGAGGACAGCUCUAAUAUCUAACCAUAAGGAUGUGAUUGAUCUCUACCAAAAAUUCAGUCCAAGAGUGAAACAUCUCCUAGAAGAAGCUUUUCAGCCAAAUAACAACCUUUUUAAACCUAUUGUGUUACAUUCGAAGUCUGACUGGAUCUAUAGCCACCCAGAGCCAAAGCAAGAUUUCUACGCAUUUUACAGUAGUCCGCAUAGGAAAUCACCAGUUCUUGGGAAAAACAUUAUUUACAUUCAGACCAUUGGUUCAUUUGGUGAUUCACAGACAGCUACUGAGACAUACAUCCACUGGUUAAAGGAAUACUGUGAGUCAUUUUUCUAUGGCCUGAAGAUCAAAUUCUUGGAUCCUGUUUCAGUAUCCCAAAUUGGCUGUGUGUUCCGUGUCAAUACAUAUUCACACAAUCUGCAGAUACAUACAGGUAGUAUUCUUAAGUACCUGCAGAAGAAAAAACCCAAAGAUGCUUUCUGUAUUGUUGGAAUUACGAUGAUUGAUCUUUAUCCUGAAGAAUCCUGGAAUUUUGUGUUUGGACAGGCAUCUCUUACAGAAGGAAUGGGUGUUUUUAGCUUUGCUAGAUAUGAUGAUGACUUUUACAGCACAAACUAUAAAGGAAAGCUGAAGAAAAAGAAACAUCUGGCUCCUGACGAUUAUUCUGUCUUUGAAGGAUACUACACACCACCUAUUGCAAGCAAGUUGCUGCUGAGAUCAUGCAAGACUUUAACGCAUGAAAUUGGACAUAUUUUCGGCAUGCAUCACUGCCAGUGGUUGCAAUGUGUAAUGCAAGGUUCUAACCAUUUAGAGGAGUCUGAUCGACGGCCAAUUGAUCUUUGCCCUAUUUGCCUAAGAAAACUGCAGUACGCCAUUAACUUUGACAUUCAAGAGAGAUAUAAGGCUAUGCUGAGAUGGAUUGAGGACGAUUCUGAUCCUGAGUUUUUGGUUGGAACUGUGCUGGUAUCUCAUAAACCCAUGGAUGCAUUCAAAGACUGGAAAGAAUGGUUGCUACGGUGUCUGCAAGUUUUGGAGGAGUGAACUUUAAUAAAUGCAAGUUACUGAUGGCACUGGUGAGGUGUGGGAUACUUUUGAGCUCUUUAAAAGAAGUUUUCAUUAUUCAUGAAGUCCAAGCUCUACUAAAUCAUUAAUGAUGUGACUAGAUACUGAAUAAAGAAUAUUGUAUACAUUGUGCAUGAUCUUAUAAAUUUGCAUCCGUGCUUUGUUACAGGAAGUCUCAGAAAAUUUGGUGUACGUUUUGAUAAAAAAGCAAAGACAUUUUUGACAUAGUUGUUGAAAAUAUGCUGUGGAUUAUGUAAAAUUCCUACUUAGGAAAAUGAGUGAAGCAUAUCAUUAGGUUGGAAACAGUGAGGACUGCAGAUGUGGAAAGUCAGAGUUGAUAAAGUGUGGAGCUGGAAAAAAACCCAGCAGGUUUAGCUAAUGCUGAGUGGUUGAGAAAACCAAUGAUUAGGCAUAGCACUUACUUAAUACAUUGAUCUUUCAGACUGAGUUACUAAAGUAGUAUUAUGUUUUUGCUCAUCAAAACUGUUGAAUGUUGUGGCACAUGGCAUCAAUUUAAAGUUGAGAUUAUAUUGAUAUUUAGAACCUUGUUUUCUGGGUUUUUGCAGUAUGUAUGACAGUAGGAAAGAGCAAGUAUUUUAGCUUUCUGGAUUGCUUUGGUUUACUUGUAAUUAGCUGCAUUUAGUUUAUCCUUCCUUACAUGUAAACAAGCAGAUUCACAACAGGAUUUAAAGCUGGACCGAUUACCUAGAAAGUCGACUAUGCAAUUUCUUCUAAGUACUACACGGCCUCCUAACUUUCCAAAAUAGUGGCAAGGAAUUGCAUAUAGUAAGUCCAAAGAAAAAGUAUGUUACCCUCCCUGCAAGCAAGCUUUAGGUAUUUUACACCUGCAAAUAAGGAUCCUACUGUUAGCUUGAGGACUCUACUAGAAGAUUGAUUUUCUUUUCUCCCUAAGGCACUUGGUGUCAUUGUGGGAAACUAACCCAACAGAAUCCCAUUGGGAGAGAAAAAGGUGAAGUGACUUAUCUCUGAAUGUCUGAAUCUCUGACCAAACUCUUGUUUCAAGCCUGCUUGACCAUGGCCGAAACUUAGGCGUUCCAGAUCUUUUUGUGUUUUAUGAGCAUGUAAGUGAGUGUGAAAUAUGUUUUGGGAUUUUCACUGUUAAUCUUCGCGAGAUAAUUCUUUUCAAAGAUUUGUCAUGAACUUUGGUUGCAAAAUUUUCUGCUGUUUGCAAUUAUUAUUUUAGUAAUGUAAUGUGAUUACUUCUCUUUAUUUUGGGAGAUAAAUAAAUGUUGCAAGUAAGGGUCA
This is a messenger RNA of Chiloscyllium plagiosum (whitespotted bambooshark), 2466 nucleotides long. RefSeq names its product archaelysin family metallopeptidase 2 (gene amz2). Gene Ontology annotation, molecular function: metallopeptidase activity. Gene Ontology annotation, biological process: proteolysis. The record is from RefSeq and is a predicted model, not a curated record. NCBI's taxonomy places the organism in Eukaryota, Metazoa, Chordata, Chondrichthyes, Orectolobiformes, Hemiscylliidae.